AUCCUCGCUGUGGCCAAAAGAGGAGAGCGAAGAAGCUCGCGCGGUUACCCGUCCAUCCGAGCUGUUCCGCCCGCCCCCUGUUCGUUCGCUUGGGUUUUUUGGUUUUUGUUCGCUGUUCGGACGCAGCCGCCGCCGUCAUGGCCAUCGCGAAGCCGCUGCUCCUGUUGUUGGUGGGCGCGACGUCGUGCGCGCUGUGCGCGGACGCCGAGAUCUCCUUCGAGUACCACCGCUACGACGAGCUGCGGAAGGCGCUGGUGUCCGUGUGGCUGCAGUGUCCCACCAUCGCGCGCAUCUACACCAUCGGGGAGAGCUUCGAGGGCCGCGAGCUGCUCGUCCUGGAGAUGUCCGACAACCCCGGCGCGCACGAACCGGGCGAGCCCGAGUUCAAGUACGUCGCCAACAUGCACGGCAACGAGGCGGUGGGCCGGGAACUUUUGGUCUACCUGGCGCAGUACCUGUGCAACCAGUACCAGCAGGGCAACGAGACCGUCGUAGACCUGAUCCACGGCGCGCGCAUCCACCUCAUGCCCUCCAUGAACCCGGACGGAUUCGAGAAAGCCGCCUCGCAGUCCGGCGAGAUCAAGGACUGGUUCGUGGGCCGGACCAACGCUCAGGGGGCGGACCUGAACCGCAACUUCCCCGACCUGGACAGAAUCGUCUACGUCAACGAGCGAGAGGGAGGAGCAAACAACCAUCUGCUGCAAAACAUGAAAAAGUCUGUGGAUGAAAACAGCAAGUUGGCUCCAGAGACCAAGGCGGUGAUCCACUGGAUCAUGGACAUCCCCUUCGUCCUCUCUGCUAACCUGCAUGGCGGAGAUGUGGUGGCCAACUAUCCCUACGACGAAACCCGCAGCGGCUCGGCCCACGAGUACAGCGCCAGCCCCGACGACCUCAUCUUCAAGUCGCUGGCCAAAGCCUACUCCGUCCACAACCCCGUCAUGUCCGAGCCGCGGCGGGCGCCCUGCCGCAAGAACGACGACGACUCCAGCUUCAAGGACGGCAUCACCAACGGGGGAGCGUGGUACAGCGUGCCGGGGGGAAUGCAGGACUUCAACUACCUGAGCAGCAACUGCUUCGAGAUCACGCUGGAACUGAGCUGUGACAAAUUCCCUGCCGAGGACUUGCUCAAGAGCUACUGGGAGCAGAACCGCAACUCGCUGGUCAGCUACAUCGAGCAGGUUCAUCGCGGCGUGAAGGGCUUCGUGCGAGACCUGCAGGGCAAUGCCAUCAGCAAUGCCACCAUCUCUGUGGAGGGCAUCGAGCACGACAUCACCACAGCCAAAGAUGGCGACUACUGGCGCCUGCUGACCCCUGGUAACUACAAAGUGGCGGCGUCGGCUCCAGGAUACUUGAGCGUCAUCAAGAAGGUGGCAGUUCCGCACAGCCCCGCCACCAGGGUGGACUUUGAGCUGGAGUCUCUGAUGGAGCGCAAGGAGGAGGAAAGGGAGGAGUUGAUGGACUGGUGGAAGAUGAUGUCGGAGACGCUCAACUUCUAAACGGAGACGACGACGACGCCUAAACACCCAACGCUCGCUCGACACGUCUUCAUUCCUUUUCUGUUGUUCCUUCGUGUUUCAAUAUCCUACACGCACACCAAGGCGGAGGAAUUUUUUUGAUGUUGUCAUUUUGUUGUUUAUUGUGAGUGGUAACCAUGGCAACCAUCCCUAUAACCAAUGAGAGCUGCAGACACACGCACAUAAAAUUCAAUUCAAUAUCAAUAGGACGGACGAUGAAGAAAAAAAAGCACUAUCAUCAUUAUCAAUGAUUGCAGCACAGCUUGGCUUUGAGCACAGAAUGAGUUUGUAUUAUUCUUAAUAAUAAUAAUUAGAUAUAUAUAUAUAGGACUGUAUUUAUCGACUUAAGUAUAUAGCGAGAAAUAUUUAUGUGUGUGUUUGUAACACUUAAAAAGCAAACCCAAAGCCAUUCCUUUGUCAGCUUCCUUUGAAAGCUCGUUUCGUUCCGUUUGAACGUGCUCGACCCUAAAUUGAAUGGAUGCAAAAUACUGUAUAUCACACUGUACACGUGUGGAAGAAAUUGAUGAAUGUAUAGCUGUUGAAAAUGGACUUGUAUACAGGACAGUAUAAAUAAGAAUGGAACUGAUUCAACAAUAAAACAAUGUUUGUGUUGUCACAA
Messenger RNA from Phyllopteryx taeniolatus (common seadragon), 2133 nucleotides. RefSeq names its product carboxypeptidase E (gene cpe). Gene Ontology annotation, molecular function: metallocarboxypeptidase activity; zinc ion binding. Gene Ontology annotation, biological process: proteolysis. Lineage: Eukaryota; Metazoa; Chordata; Actinopteri; Syngnathiformes; Syngnathidae. The coding region runs from base 138 to 1496 and encodes 452 amino acids. The transcript is spliced from 9 exons. The record is from RefSeq and is a predicted model, not a curated record.